AUGAAGGAAGUGAAGGAGCCGAGGCAUCGCAAAGACAACAGGCGCCCAGACUUGGAGAUUUACAAGCCUGGCCUCUCCCGACUGAGGAGCAAACUCAUGCCACCAAAGCACGAGGCCUCAGAGAAGGAGAGGAGCAGAGCUGAGGAGGAGAAUGCCAGCGACAAGGGCCCUUCGGGAGGAGAGGCUCUAGUCAUGGAGGAUUUCGGCAAAGGUGAUGGUGGCCCUAAGCAGAAUGGUCCUUCGCAGGAAAACGAAGAGACAGAGACUAAAGGUGGUCUUCAGAGCCAGGAGAACUUGUCCAAGCAGCCUGCUCCAGAUGAGUGGUGUCCCAAGACCACCAGGAGAACUAAGAAGCCAGACCAGCAGAUCUACCAGCCUGGGAAACGCCUGCAUUCAGCUGCUAAAGAACCAGCCCUGCGGUCAGCUACUGAGGAAGUCACCGGUAAGAUGGAGCAGCUGAAAGUCGAGGGAGAUGAAGAGGCUGAAAAAGGUACUGGAAAAGACAACAACAGGAAAACCAAAUCAAGCAAGGAAGAUAGAGAGGGGAGCCAGGCAGGGGAAGGAGUGAAAGCCUCAAGGGGAGAAAAAGGAAGACGAAUAGAACGAAAUGACAGGAUAAGGAGAACAAGCGACGAGGUGAUGCAGGGGAAGCUGGGCUCUACCAAACGGUACUCCCGCUCUGAUAAGCGGCGGAGCCGAUACCGCACCUGCAGCACAAGUUCAGCCGGAAGCAAUAACAGCGUAGAUGGAGCCCCGCUUGUGGACAGGGUGGAGAGGCGGCAGGAGCGUGCCAGAGAAAGAAUACGGCCUAGGAAGCAGCUCUCUGCGUCUUCCACUGACUCCUUGGACGAUGACAGAAUCGAUGAGGCAGAAGCAUAUGUCUUCAGCCGGAAUUUCAUCAUGAAUUCAGACAAGAAAAAGCGUUCAGAGCAGAGUCGAGCUUCUAGGAGCGAGAGCGAGUGGAGCAGCAAUGGCAGGGAAGUCAAGGGACCCUUUCGAGUCACAUUUGACAGCAAGACUAUGAGCAGGGAUAUCAGUCUGGCAGAUACAGAUAAAAAAAAGCCCCUGAAGGCGUUCGUUAGUUGCAAUGACUCAGAGGCUUCAGAGUCGAGGAGCCAGAGCAGAGAGCCCCAAGGGAGGGGCCGUGGGAUUCUGUUCCUGCCUGCCAACACGGACCUCUCUGCCAGCACUGCGGGCUCCCCCGAACCCAGUCACCCUGGGCCCAGGCUCCUGCUUGGUGGUGCUGGGAGUAAAGGCCCCCGAAGCAGGGGCCGAGGCGGCACUGCUCGCAGGCUGUGGGACCCAAAUAACCCAGACCAAAAACCUGCCCUGAAGAACCAGACCGCUCAGCUUCACUUCCUAGACACAGACGAUGAAGUGAGCCCCACCUCCUGGGGGGAAGCCCGCCAGGCCCAAACGUCCUACUAUAAGUUCCAAAACUCUGACAACCCCUACUAUUACCCUCGGGCCUCUGGUCAAGGCCCCCAGUACCCCCUGCAGUAUCCUAUGGGUCCAAGCAACGGUGUGUACCCAGGAGCCUAUUACCCUGGCUACCCCGGCCAGGCAGGGCAGUACAUGUGCGGCCCACUCCCUCCGACUCCUCUGAGUCCUGAGAUGGAGCAGCAGAUGCGGAACAUGCAGCAGCAGGAGCUCAGCAAACUCCUCCGUGAGGCUGGGAACCAGGAGCAGCAGCUCAGCAAUCUGCUUUCCAGAGACCGCAUCAGCCCAGAGGGGCUGGAGAAGAUGGCCCAGCUGAGGUUGGAGAUGCUGCAGCUGUACGAGCGGUGCAUCCUGAUGGAUAUCGAGUUCUCUGAUACCCAAAACGUGGACCAGCUGCUGUGGAAGAACGCGUUUUACCAGGUGAUUGAGAAAUUCCGGCAGCUCCUCAAGGACCCUCAGGGAGAAAAUGCCCAAGAAAUUCGGAACAAACUGCUCCAGCUUCUAGAUGAGGGCACUUCUUUUUUUGAUGGCCUACUCCAGAAGCUGCAGGUGUCAUACCAGUUCAAGCUAGAGGACUAUAUGGACGGGAUGGCCAUCCGCAGUAAGCCUCUGAGGAAAAUGGUGAAGUACGCGCUGAUCAGUGCUCAGAGGUGUAUGAUUUGUCAAGGGGAUAUUUGCCGAUACAGAGAACAAGCAAAUGACACCGCAAACUACGGAAAGGCACGCAGCUGGUACCUGAAGGCUCAGCAAAUUGCUCCCAAAAACGGCCGCCCGUACAAUCAGCUGGCGCUCCUGGCCAUCUACACGAGGAGAAAGCUGGAUGCUGUCUACUAUUAUAUGCGCAGUCUGGCUGCUAGCAACCCCAUCCUCACAGCCAAGGAGAGCCUCAUGAGUCUGUUUGAAGAGACAAAACGCAAGGCUGAGCAGAUGGAGCAGAGGAAACAUCAGGUGCUGGAUCUGAGCCCCAGCCGCCGGGGGAAGGGCAAGAAGUCCACAUUGCGACAAGUUGGAGAUGAUGCCACGCGGCUGGAGAUCUGGAUCCAUCCUUCCCACCCCCGCUCCUCCCAGGGCCACGAGUCCGGCAGGGAUUCUGAGCAGGACAACGGUCUUGGGAACCUCAGCCCCAGCGAC
Messenger RNA from Pelecanus crispus (Dalmatian pelican), 2571 nucleotides. Lineage: Eukaryota; Metazoa; Chordata; Aves; Pelecaniformes; Pelecanidae. The record is from RefSeq and is a predicted model, not a curated record.